This is a messenger RNA of Fusarium odoratissimum NRRL 54006, 1838 nucleotides long. RefSeq lists its product as uncharacterized. Gene Ontology annotation, cellular component: cytoplasm; nucleus. The record is from RefSeq and is a predicted model, not a curated record. The coding region runs from base 1 to 1686 and encodes 561 amino acids. NCBI's taxonomy places the organism in Eukaryota, Fungi, Ascomycota, Sordariomycetes, Hypocreales, Nectriaceae. The transcript has a single exon. Gene Ontology annotation, molecular function: protein binding.
AUGCCGUCCGCUCUGCCCGAAGUUGAAUCACCUUACCGCAAUUUCGUUCGGGGUCCAAAUGAGUGUCAUAAUGGCAAAGAGCCUCCUUACACACCAAUCACUAUGGUUGAUCGUAAUGGAUUUAUUCUGUGCGAAACAGAUCAAUUCGACCUCCUUCGUGCAAUCAUCUAUCGGGAUGAUGUGACGACUCUUGAGCAGUAUCUCGAUAUUGCGCCAUGGGUUAUCGAGGAAAUAGAGGAGCUUCCUCUCUAUUACUCCUUCUUCUACAUAGCUGUAUCAUACGGAAGUCUUGGUGCACUCAAGACCCUCCUUUCCUACUACGUAAGAGUUAUUGAACCAAACCAAACAAUCACCUUUCGAAAACGCGGCUUCACCCUGCUCAACGAAGCUGCUAGGCGGGCCUAUCUGGAGAUAGUAGAAUUUUUACUCGAUAACCAGCCACUAUACGCUGAUAUCCAUGAGCGAGAUUAUACCGGCUGCACUGCUAUUGCUGCUGCCUCAGAUUUAUAUUCAACGAGAUACACCGAGACGUUCAACUGGCAGCCUUCUGUUGACAAGAGCGAAGCUGUGAUGAAUCUGUUACUGGAUUGGGGUGCCUUUCCUUCGGACGUGGUUGCACGGGUUCAUGAAGACUCAUCAGGGAAACCUGAAACCGUUCUGUCAAUGACAUCCGAGUGGGUAGGCGCUAAGAUGAUCGAGAGGCUCGUUAGCGGUGGCGCAGAUGUCCAUGCCGAGUUCACAAAACACUCGCUUCAACUACGACUGUACGACGAGCAAGACUAUAUCGUCGACAACGUCACUGCAAUUCACAUGGCUUCUUUUCGCGGUAACUUCGUCGCUCUUGAGACUCUACUCGGUCAUCAUGGGGACACAGUCAGUGCCCUGGAAAUGGUGUCCUCUUGUGACAGUCGAGGGAGUACCCCUCUUCACUGGGCUGCACGGAAUAACCUGUAUAACCCCAACUUACACGAAAGUGCACAGAAUAUCAAAACAACUAUCCAUCUUAUUUUGGACAUAGACCCUGCGAUAGUCAAUGUCCAAGAUCUUGAGGGGAACACGGCCUUGCAUUACGCCGCUCGAUAUUUCGGUGAAAAUGGGGAAGUCUUCAGGCCAAUUUUUCAAAGCCUUUGCGACAAGGGCGCAGAUUCAAGUAUACACAACAACCGCGGAGAAACACCGCUACACUAUAUGUUCUCCAGUGAUGGUACAGAUGAGACAAUUGACAAACAAACCUUAUCUCUCCUCCUUGCUCAUGGCGCAAAGGUUAACGAUAUUGAUCAUGCUGGAAAUACCCCUCUACAUAUUACAGCUCGAAGACUGGAUUAUCAUAACAUAAUAUCUUUUCUCAUUAAAGAGGGCGCUGAUGCUACCAUUGGUAAUUCGACAAAUGAGACACCUGUCCAUGUAGCCGCUUCCGGCGAUGUAUCCACCCCGGGUCUGGCGGAGAAAGUUGAGAUACAAAAUGCAGUCCUCACAACUCUAACAAACGCUGGAGGGAUUGAACUGAUGGACCUGCCCAACGCAGAGGGAAAGACACCAAAGCAAAUUUGCAAAGCGCAGAGGGACAAGUGGAGGGAGGAUGAGAAAAGGGAGCGCAUGAUAAAUGGGCGCCGUGAACGAAUUUUGGCAAGCACCGCGUCUUGCUCAUCUAUUUCCCCUGUCAAUGUCGAACGCUGUCAUAAUUAGGACCUGGAAGAUUGCGCUUUAUCUUGGUAACUUAGUCGUUGGUGGAAUGUUUCGCAGAAGUGGAAGUAGUGCUGUUAGUGUCUAAACUUAACUCUAGCUUCUCACUACAGGGUAUGGAACCUACCUACCCCUCAUCUUAUCCCAAUCACUCC